This is a messenger RNA of Psammomys obesus (fat sand rat), 1100 nucleotides long. RefSeq names its product RHEB like 1 (gene Rhebl1). Bases 148 to 699 code for a protein of 183 amino acids. Lineage: Eukaryota; Metazoa; Chordata; Mammalia; Rodentia; Muridae. Gene Ontology annotation, cellular component: plasma membrane. The transcript is spliced from 8 exons. Gene Ontology annotation, biological process: small GTPase-mediated signal transduction. The record is from RefSeq and is a predicted model, not a curated record. Gene Ontology annotation, molecular function: GTPase activity; GDP binding; GTP binding.
GCGGCUUGUUUUGUUUUUUUCCGGCUUGCGGGGCGUAGCUUCGGUGAGCGGCCGUCCUUCCCGCCCUCACCGCCGUCUGCACCCUGGCUGAUCUUCGGGCUCCAUCGGCCGGCGCUCCCGCGAGCGCCUCGGGGCGGGGUCCCUGUCAUGCCGCUGGUGCGCUACAGGAAGGUGGCCAUCCUCGGGUACCGCUCCGUAGGGAAGACAUCUUUGGCACAUCAAUUUGUGGAAGGCGAGUUCCUGGAAGGCUACGAUCCUACAGUGGAGAAUACUUACAGCAAGACAGUGACUCUUGGCAAAGAUGAGUUUCACCUACAUCUAGUGGACACAGCAGGGCAGGAUGAGUACAGCAUCUUGCCCUACUCCUUCAUCAUCGGUGUCCACGGCUACGUGCUGGUGUAUUCUGUCACCUCUCUGCAUAGCUUCCAAAUCAUUAAGAGCCUGUACCGAAAGCUACAUGAAGGCCACGGCAAAACCAGGCUGCCGGCGGUGCUUGUGGGGAACAAGGCAGACCUCUCUCGAGACAGAGAGGUGCAGGCGUUUGAAGGGAAGAAGCUGGCGGAGUCCUGGGGUGCAACGUUUAUGGAGGCGUCUGCUCGAGAGAAUCAGCUAACUCAAGACAUCUUCAUCAAAGUCAUCCAGGAGAUUGCCCGUGUGGAGAAUUCUUACGGGCAAGGCCGCCGAUGCCAUCUCAUGUGAGCUCUUAGCAUGGAAUGACUGCCUCAUGUCUGCCGCAGGCAUUUUCCAGCCUGCGGGGGGCGGGGGGCAGACUCUCAGGACUUAAGUGGUAUGCUGGCCAAUUAUGCCCCUAGCACUGUGGGCGUACAGUGUGGAACCCUCAUUUUUGCACACUCAUCCCAGGUUCUGUUAGCCUGGAUGUUAAUGUUUACAAAGGGGCAAGGAGUCUCACGGAGACUGGCUUCUAACUCCUUGCUUUUCUAAUCGAACUUUUACAGUCUGUAUAGUUGGGAUAUGAGUCUUGGGCAUUGAUUAUCGAGGACCUACCCUCCUGGGUCCAUUUUGGGUGUUGGUUGGUUGCUUGGCAGUUCUGAUGUAAAACUGGCUACUGGGGUGACUGUGUAUUUGUAAAUAAACGGAGA